UCCAAAUCCUGACAGAUCAAAGUUAAUGUAAACCUUCUAACCUUCUUUAUCUCUGAUGUAAACCAUCGUUGUUUUUUAUGUAAUUGAAGUAAAAAUCGGGAUUUACAAUGUCGAAGAUAGCCACAAAAGUGUUAGGUUUACUGACAACCAAAGCUUCGUCACAGAACGCCUUCAAAAGAUUGCUCAGUACUCAGCCUUCAAAGUUGGUUUAUAGUGAAUAUGGGGACCCCAUUAAGGUUAUACAAAGAGCGAACGAGGACAUUUCGGACCCCAAAGACGGCGAGGUGUUGAUUAAAAUGCUGGCAGCGCCUGUAAACCCAGCCGAUAUCAACACAAUACAGGGGAAGUACCCCUCGAAACCCCCCCUUCCGGCGGUGCCCGGCAACGAAGGGGUCGGCAAAGUGGAGAAAGUGGGAGGCGGGGUUACGGAUAUAUGCGUUGGAGAUCACGUGGUGCCCCUUACAAACAAUCUGGGAACAUGGCGAACACACUUGCUACUGAAGAAGGAAAACGUGCUGAAAGUGCCGCAAAAGUUGGGCCUUGUCGAGGCAGCAACUCUCACAGUAAACCCCUGCACUGCCUUCAGAAUGCUGCGCGACUUUACUUCGCUCAAACCCGGCGAUACUGUUAUGCAAAACGGUGCUAAUUCGGCUUGCGGGCAAAACGUCAUACAAAUCUGCAGAUCAUGGGGGAUUAGGACUGUCAAUAUAGUACGAGAAAGGCCCAAUUUGGACGAACUAAAAGCCUUUCUUACAGGCUUGGGGGCCACUUAUAUUCUAACAGAAGAAGAGUUGCGUACAACCAACCUAUUUAAGUCUGGCGAAGUAGACAGGCCCAAGUUGGCUCUUAACUGUGUGGGUGGUAAGAAUGCUUUGGAGUGUACUCGUCAUUUGGCCCCAGGGGCCCCCAUGGUAACCUACGGGGGAAUGUCCAGGGAACCACUGACGGUACCAACAUCAGCACUAAUUUUCAAAGAUAUCCAAUUCAGAGGUUUUUGGAUGACUAGGUGGUCAAAAGAUAAUGCCAACAGCGUUGAUAGGCUUGAAAUGUUUGAAGAAUUGAUUUCACUGAUGACCAACAAUGAAUUGCAAGGGCCUUCCCACAAAAUGGUUAAUUUUGAUAACUACAAAGAAGCCCUUAUGAAUACCAUGACAGUGCAGGGUAUGAUUGGGAAAAAAUAUAUUUUGGAUUUUCACUCAUAGGUUAAGUCAAUACGUUGUGAUAUAGUUAAAUAAAAACCCUGUUAUAUGAAA
This is a messenger RNA of Brassicogethes aeneus, 1253 nucleotides long. NCBI's taxonomy places the organism in Eukaryota, Metazoa, Arthropoda, Insecta, Coleoptera, Nitidulidae. The record is from the annotation of a GenBank genome assembly.